Molecule: messenger RNA, 2197 nt
Organism: Triticum urartu
Lineage: Eukaryota; Viridiplantae; Streptophyta; Magnoliopsida; Poales; Poaceae
Source: RefSeq, a predicted model, not a curated record
GUUGGAGUUACUUACGGAGCACCUACUACCAAGUACCAACUGCUACCACAUCUAGCUAUCGUAAGCAAAAAGUGAGUGAGGGAACCAAAAUGGCGGAGGCAAUCGUCGGCCCGCUGGUGAGCAAGCUCCAGGAGCUGGCCCUGAGCGAGGGGAGGGCGCUGGUUGCCGUCAGCGGCGAAAUCGGGACCCUCCGCGACAAGCUCAUGUGGCUGCUGGCCUUUCUUCAGGAGGCCGACCCCCGGCGCCGCACCCGCGCCAGCGAGCUCAUGCGCGUCCUUGUGCGCCAUACCCGCGACGCCGCGUUCAGCGCCGAGGACGCCGUCGACGAGUACGUCUUCUGCGUCGACCUGUCUCGGUACCCCAGUUGGUCCCGCGCCAUCCUCGGCUUCCUCGCCGGCUCCACCACGCAGCUCCUCGUCCGGCACAGGCUCUCCGGUGAGAUCGCGGCCAUAAACGGCCGGCUCGAGGAGAUCAUCAAGAACAAGGAGAAGUACAGGCUGGACGACUCCGCCGCCGUAUCAUCGGUGCGAACGUGGACCGCGUCUGCUGCCUCCUCAAGUGUCUCACUCACCUGGUCAGCCUUCCCCUGCAGUGUCACUUGCCAAGUUUAUCUUUAUCAUCGAUCUGCAUAUGUGCUGAACUAUAAAAGUACACCGAUCUGCCAUCUUUUUAGUUUAAAUUUACUGAAUGGAGCACAAGAGGCCAAUGAGGUCGACUAAGCUUUGCAGUUUUGUAGCAGGGUUAAUAUUACCGAGAGCCGUCUAUCCGAUGUUGAGAUCCGUAAACAAUUUCAUAUUUUUUUUCUGAGCUAUAGGGCCGCUAAUAGCAUGCUAUAGUGUGUAGAUAAUUGUCUCGCUAAAUAAAUCAGUGUGCAAUCUCUCGCUAAUAGCGCACUAUAUCACGCUAAUAGCAUAUUUUAUGAGCCAGCGCUAUUUUGUACAGCAUGCUAUUUUUUCGUUGGAACAAACACUACAGUUUUUUUACUUGAUGAACAAAUUAUUAAAGAGUCAAUUACACCACUGUUGCUAGUACUUGGCAUGAAUGGUCACUUUAGUGCUACAAGUUGUGGUGUACAUUGAAAUGGUGCAAGAACUCGGCUUUGUGAUGCAAAUACGGUAUGAAACUCAUUUUUAUACAUUCUUGGUGCUGACAAGGCAUGCUAGCAUGGCAUGGGGCCCGUUGUCAGUGACCAAACGAUGGGAAUGUCUGGCCUGCUCUUUUGAAACAAAAAGAAACUUUAAUUUUUAUAUUUUCGCACAAAAUAACAUUGGGAGGCCCGCAUUAAGAGUAAAAAUAGUGCCUACGGGGAGGCCCACCAGUUUUGCCUAACAACAAAAAUUAAAACUCUAAACUCGGAUGAAAAAAACCCAGCAGUCAGACCAACGACCUCCUAUCCAGAUAGUGCAAACCAAUACCCGACGAUGAUUGUUUCUUAUACAUAGGCUAAUGGUUCUUUUAUGUUGAGGCCGCAUUUCUAUUCUUUAGAAAAUAUAAUAUUUUACUUAUAAAUGUGCACAUGAUUUUUCGAGAAGCAUAAAUAUUUGUUUCCCUAAAAGUAUAUAAACAUUUUUCUAAAAUCAUGAAUAUAUUACAUUUAUAUUUUAUUAAAAAUGUUAGUUCGAAUUAUACAAAACAAAUUUAAUGAAUAUUCAUAAAAUUUUAAAAUAUUAACGUAAUUUAGAAAGGUUAAUUAUGUUGAAAAAAAAUAACAAUAAGUUGUCCCAGGAACAAGAAAUGCUAAAAAAGAUAAAGCUCUUACCUGAGGUCACCGCGCAUUUCUAAUAAAAUAUUUAGCCUUGUAAAACUAAAUUAGUGUGUAUUUAAAUAUAUUUAACCUUUCUAAAUAUAUAUUCACAUAAUUUUAUUUAUUUAUGUUUUUACUAAAUAUUUAUGCAGUAUAUAAAAGUUUUCAUGUUUUCGAAAAUGUUUAUGAGUUUGAGGAAGAAUUUCAGGGAAAAAAUACUUAUGAUUUUGUGAAAAAUCAAGUGCAACACUUAUAGGUCAAAAAUUAUAUUGUCUAUGGGAUACGGUAUAUAUAUAUACUUGUGUUUUUACUAUAUUUAUCAAUAGACAAUAGCCUACUUGCAAACAAAUUUUAGUGGGUUGGUAGUUAAUCUUGUAUUCCUGAAGUCUUCAGGUCCCUGGUUCGAGCCCCUUGGGUACCUUUUUCAUUUGAGUUAAAAUAUUUAAUUUACGC